UAUGUACGACCGUGCUCCCCGCUGGCUCAGGCCGCCCCAGGGUGGCAGCACCGAGGAGCACGUGGGGCCUGGGUCCUACCAGGUACCGGGCCCUCAGCAGCGGGCCACAGGUGGCUAUGCACCAUUUCUUUCUUUGAGUUCCAGACAAAGUGCUUACGGUGUUGCCUCCGACACUGGGAAAGCUGCCCCAGGUCCAGCACACUACAAUGUGUCACAGGCACAGGAUAAAAUAAAAGGAGGCGGUAGUCUGCAAAACCGAGAGAAGCGGUUUAAGAAGCUUACUUCUGAUGGUCCAGGCCCUGGAAGCUAUGACCAACCUCUUCCUGGGAGUUUGUGCAUCAUGAGCAGACAGAAAAUUUCUAGAACACCUGUGGUUUCCAGAAGCAUUGACGUUCCUUCAAUUCCCUCUUCUGGAAAGUCACAUGGCUAUCAUCUCAAUGAUGAUAACAGUAUUAUGAGACGUACGCCACCUGCUAGUGAUAACACAAUAGGUCCAGCAUACUACAAGCCUCAGUUUGAUUAUCCCAAAUCAACUUUGAAAUACAAAGGUGUACAUUUUGGCAAUGCUACAGGAAGACAAGAAUUGCUCAAAUAUUCAGGUCCUGGUCCUGGACAGUAUGAUAUCAUCCAGAAAAGGACAUUACAUUAUGAAAAUAUUAACAUCAAGAAAGAUCAACAGCAUGAUUAUUGUACAUUUAUACCACGGCUUUAUGAAGAAAUAGUAUUGCAGGAGGAAAAGAAGGGAGUACCAGGACCUGGAAAGUAUGAAAUUAAAAGUCAGUUUCAGAAGACACCAAGUAUGACAGCGAAUGUAAACGAUGCAUCUUCCUUUUUUCUCUCUGAAUCAGAGAGAUUUGCACCUAUCAAAUCCAGUACCCCAGCUCCUGGCACAUAUGAUGAAAUACGAACUUCUUUUAAGUGCUUGAAGAAAACAUCAGGACAGGAUUCGCCAUUUGGACAAAGUGCUGCCCGGUUCAUACGGGACUCCCGGGCACAGGAUAUGCCAGGUCCUGGUUUUUAUGAUAUUUCAAGGAACACUUUAAUUGCCAAGGUUAAAAAACCCCGCUUGAAGAAACCAAAGAAAACUGGAUUUACUUCUUCCAUUCCUCGAACUUCAUUGAAAACUCAGAAAGAAGAAUCCAGAAAUCCAGGACCUUGUGAUUAUCAGGUUGAUAGAAUUCUUGAUGAAUUACCUAACUUUACAAACCAAAACGCUCCUUUCUUGUCAAGAACAGAAAGAAGUACAGUAGUACCAGAUGAGAUGAGUCCAGCUCCAGGCUGCUAUGAUGUUCAGAAAUCGUAUGACAUGUCCCAAGUUAAACACAACUACAUGCCACCUCGUAGUUCAAUGGCUAAACUAAAACAUUCCUCCUUCCUGAGUGCAGCUCCCCGGUGCCUGGGAAAAAUCGCUGAGGGGCCAGGACCUGCAACAUACAAUCCGAUUUUAAUGAAGUCCUGUGCCAUAAUCUCAUUUGUUAAAGGAUCAAAGCGUUUUAGACAUUUUUCCAAAGACUGCUUUCCUGGCCCAACGACAUAUGAGCUCAGUCCAUUUUUAAGACAUUCUGUUCUGAAGAGAACAUACAAUGUCACUCUGCCAUAUUCAUCCUCUAAGAGAGAAAUUACUGGUCACACAGAACAAAAAGCUAGACAAAAACAUCGAAGACACAGAUUUCAGCACUCUAACUGCUGGUCAAUGGCAGCCUCACUCACUCCCACACCACCAGACUCCAAAUAUGUCCCAGUUCCUCUGAGCGGACCACCUGCUGGCAAAAUCGAAACCAGAGCCAUGCAGUCUGAUAAGGCGAUUCUUGUCCUCUUCCUAAAGGAAGUUUGA
This is a messenger RNA of Phodopus roborovskii (desert hamster), 1834 nucleotides long. RefSeq names its product sperm tail PG-rich repeat containing 2 (gene Stpg2). The transcript has 14 exons. Lineage: Eukaryota; Metazoa; Chordata; Mammalia; Rodentia; Cricetidae. The record is from RefSeq and is a predicted model, not a curated record. Bases 2 to 1834 code for a protein of 610 amino acids.